Messenger RNA from Schistosoma mattheei, 1064 nucleotides. The record is from the annotation of a GenBank genome assembly. NCBI's taxonomy places the organism in Eukaryota, Metazoa, Platyhelminthes, Trematoda, Strigeidida, Schistosomatidae.
CUAGUUUUGGUGUGUAUUUGAAUUGCAAUUUAACUCGUAAAAGGUUUACAACACAACGGUGUCGAUACCUUGAUACCAUUUCAUUAUGUUAAAUAAUUUAUUCUAAUAUGCUGUGUACUUCAGUAGUGUAGUGAUUGAGCGUUGAAAGCAAAUUUGACGAUCACACUUGUACUUAUUAAUGUUACAACUUAAAAAACCGUCCUGACGAGCUAAUCUGCAGGCGAUUCUUUCAUUAUCAUAAGAGACAUUGUUUGGCUGCUCGCAGGCUCUUUGUUUCUCUAACAAAAGUACAUGAUUUUGUAAGGGCUAAACAAAAGAUUUUGGUUUAAUUUAUCACCCGUAAGUCUUGCUAAUUACUACUAGGAACUAGUUACUCUUUUGAAAUUGAGAUUACCAUUAACCUUCACAAUAAACCAUCAAGAUUCUCAGCUUUUUUACCUGCAAUCCUCGGAUCUGAGCUUAUCUUUUAUGGUACUAAUUGUAGACUCGAAAACUUUAGAGAAGACGUCUUCUCUAGGUAGCACUUCUCUAUAUUAGUUGAGAAGUACAGCUUAUUUGUUAAAUAUACCUAGUCUAAUGUGAAAGCUCACUUAUUUUAAUUUCCAUAAUAACACAAGUGUUAUUUCUCAAUGCAUUUAUUUCUUUAAUAUAGGCUUAGACUAUUGACUUCUCAUUUAUUUAGGUCUUUUAAUUCUACCUUAGCAAUGAUCGCACAUUGGAUGCCAUGUAAAAUCGAAGCAAACGGGAUGAAAGCGAAUUCUGAACUUCAAUGUCUAGAGACUUUAAACAAUGAAUCUGGUGCAUUAAGUAAUCAUGUACUAGUUUCAAAUUUCCGCGGUAGACCAUUACGAGGAGUUCAACUCAGUUUCCCUGAUAGUUACUCACCAGUGGUUGUUCACCAUAGUGGUAUCGUGUCAGACGUUGGAACAGAACCAAUAAAAUUUGGGGCUAAGCUCGAUAAAAUAUUCCUAUGGAAUUUGUCUGCGCCACCAAGUUUCUCAGAUCCUAUACCAUUAUCUCUCACUUGGCUUCAUUUGGCUAGCAUUUUGCAUUCAAGCUCCUGA